AUGGAAGGAGAUAUAACAGAUAGGGAAAAGAGACUUCGAAGGAGAGGAGUGCUGAGAGAUGAAGUUAAUAGGAUUGCAAAUGAAAGAGAACUUGAACGGAUAAAACAGAGGGAUAGAGAUAUUGAAAUGAAACAGCUUAGUGAAUUAGAGAGACAGAGAAUUGAACAAAUUGAAAUACGAAGAAAGGCUAGACAUGACAAGGAUGAAGUAAAUAGACUUAAAGAAGAGGAAAAACUUAGGCAGAAACAAGAUGAUGAUCAAAUAAGAGAACUAAAGGAACGAAGGAAAGCGUUAGAAUUAGAGGUACAUAGAAUGAGAGAAACUGGCAUUGGUAUUGAAUUUGAAAAUGAUGAUGAACAGGGAGCUUGUGGAUAUGAAUACAGAAGUGGCAAGAGGAUAACCGAAUACCAGAGAGAUUUUGACAUAUACGAGCGGAAUACAGAUAGAGGACACACACUUAUAACAGUUGAUGAAUACGACAAAUUAGAUCAAUUAAGUAACAGAUUUGAAGGAUUGAGUAUGUGGUCAAACGCAAGCGAAGAUACUGUAGAGAAAGAACUUAAGUGGUUAGACGAUAAGGCGUUGCAAGAAAAUUGUCUGAAUAAGGUUAAUUCUAGGGACAGAAUUAAAAUGGAGAGAGAGAAAGUAAGAGAACAUGAUGAUUAUGGUACUAGGGACAAGGAUCAGUGUGAUGAUGAACUUGAAGAUAUAACAAAUUUAGAAGAGCAGAUUGAAAUGAUGAAAUUGAGAGAGAUGGAAAUGGUCAAAACUAUUCAGAUGAAGACUCAAUUAAAAGAAAUGAAGGAAAACGAAAGAUUGAGAGAAGAAAGAAAGAGAAUACAAACUCUAGGAAAACAGAGAUCAGAAUUAGAACAAAGUUUGUUUGACAAAGAGACCAUAAUAAGUCAAUUUGAUAAUGAAGAGAGAUUGAGAGAAGAAAGGAAGAGAAUACAGACUCUAAUGAAACAGAGAUCAGAAUUAGAACAAAGUUUGUUUGACAAAGAGACCAUCAUAAGUCAAUUUGAUAAUCAACCUACUAGAAAACAAUACCACCACGUCAAUAAAGAGGAAGCAAAGGAUUCAGUAGACAAUAAUCACAAAACGUUUAUGAUCAAACCGAAUAUUCCAAAAUUUUCUGACCCAAACCAAUUUAACGAGUGGAAAGUUGAAAUUGAAAGUAUCCUCGAGUCGAACAUUUAUCAUAAGGAAAUAUUAAGACAAGCGAUACGAAAUGCCAUAAGUGGAAAACCUAGGAAAGUAUUGACAACACUUAGACCCACAGCAACUAGCGAAGAAAUCUUACAAACCUUAGAAAGCAAUUAUGGUGAUAUUAAAAGUGGAGAAAAACUAAUGGAAGAAUAUUACAACGCACAGCAGGAAAAAGACGAAGACAUUUCGGCAUGGGGCAUCCGACUUGAAGAAAUAAUUCAGAAAGCCAUAAACAGAGGGGAAAUCCAGACAUGCAGAAAAGAAAGAAUGCUGAAAACACGAUUCUGGAAACAUCUCAGAAAUGUUGAAUUGAAAAAUGCGACGCGAUUGUUUUUUGAAUCAUCAAUAACAUUUGAAGAACUGAAAAGAAAAGUGAGAAGAGAAGAACUAGAGAUGAAGGUGAACAAAGAACCAGAAAUCAAGAAACAAAUACAUGUUCAACAAUUCGACCCUCAUAUAAAAUUGUUGGAUGAAUUAAAAGAGCGAAUUAAAUCAAUGGAAGAAAAAUUAAACAGCUUGUCAGAAGAACGACAAAGGCCACCCAUGGUAGCAGAAACCGGAAAUAGAUGUUACAACAGGGGUCAGUCAUAUAGAGGCUUUAGGAACAAUUCAACAUUUAGGGGCCGAGGUGGAUACCGCCCACGAAACAAUAGAUUUUUCCGUGGGAAUCAAACCUAUGAACAGAGAAGUAGUAACUCAGAGACAGGUUGCCAAAAUAAUGACAAACACAAGACACAUUUAAACUAG
Messenger RNA from Dreissena polymorpha, 1956 nucleotides. RefSeq names its product trichohyalin-like. The record is from RefSeq and is a predicted model, not a curated record. The coding region runs from base 1 to 1956 and encodes 651 amino acids. The transcript has a single exon. Lineage: Eukaryota; Metazoa; Mollusca; Bivalvia; Myida; Dreissenidae.